AUGCCGGGGCCUGCCAAUUGCUUCCACGAUCAUGUUCCUGCAGAGCUGCGAAGCUCCUUCGAGGACGCCUUCUACUUCCCAGGCUUCCUUUGCACGCACCAGGAUGAUGGCUCCUUGUUUCAGCAGCUGCAGAAGGAGCUGACCUUCCGGGCGGCCUGGUUGGACUCGGGUUUGCCAUUCUCGCGCCACCUCUGCCUCGUUUCCGACGAGGUGUUGUCCAAAGCGCCGACGUUGCACGCGCUUCUGGAGCACCUUGCAGAGGUCUUUGGUGUUCGACCAGUGUGCUGCAUCGUCAGCCUGUACAGGCAUGGCGGUGACUUCUGCAACCUGCACUUCGACGAGUAUUCGUUUGCCGAUGGCAAGGUUGACUUCAGCAUUGGCGUCACGUUUGGGGAGGAGCGCAAGCUCGUCUUCGAACACCGGGAUGGCCACAAGGUGCAGUUCGCUGUUCCACAGCGAAAUGGCGAUGUUCACGCUUUCGGGGAGGCAACCAAUAGGUGCUGGCGACAUGGGGUGCCGCCCUGUGUGGACUGCGAUGGCCCGAGUAUCAGCAUCAACGUCUGGGGAUCCCGAGGCCACACGGAGGUCGACUUGCCGGUCUCUUUGCCAGGCCGAUUUCCCACGAUCAAGUUUCAAGACCCAGCUGCCGGUUCACAUCCUCGCGAGUGCAAGGCCUGCCGUCGCAUGGCGGAGCCGCACGGAGGCUUCCAGGACUUGGACGGCCGCUGGAGUUGCUCCGGCUGCGUCAGUGGCCUGGGCUGGCGGCCUGCUUCGGCGCGGUCACCCAAGGAGACGACGGAUGGCCUCACUGUGAGAGGUGCGCAGCUCGCCCUCGCCAUCCUGGCCGGGCGGCGAAACUAUGUCUUUCGCAGGGCAAAGUUCCCUGAUGGUUGGUAUGCGCUUCAUGUCGCCAAAGAGCAUCCGGAUUCCGACAGUCCCGAGACUCUCCAGCUUCAAGGCGAAUGGCCUACAGCCCCGGCGGAAGAAGACCUUCCGCACGAGGCUUUCGUUGGCCUCCUCUGUGUGCGAGCUGAAGGCCACGCAGCCAAAAGUGUGGACUGGAAAGGGGCGUACCGCAAGUACUAUGUUGCCAAGACGGUGGCAUUGCAGGACCCCUUGCCAGCUCGCUCGCCGGGAAUUCCGGAAGAGCCGUGGAGGCUGAGCCCUGUGGCUCGACGAGAAGUGUUGGAGCUCAUUGGCAAGAUCUACGAGAACACACGCCCCGAGAGCAACUGGACGAAUGAGCCCUCCUGGUGGUCCAAGCGCUGGGAGUGGGGCGACUGGGGUGACCAGGCCUGGAGCGACUGGGAUCACUGGGGCACCUGGAAGUGGAGUCGGGACAGCUGGCAGGCCUGGGAGGCCUGGGCUCCCCGAGAUCCGACCUUUAGUCCUGCAGAGCCAGAUGAAGGCCUGCAAGACUUGGCUCCAAUGCCGGCAGAGACGCUCUUGCCGGAUGAGGCUCCAUCUGAAGAUCCGCAGGUGCAAGACUCGGCAGAUCAAGUGGAUGUGAAGUGUUCAUCGGAUGAUGGGGUCCUUGAGUUCCCGUUGCAAGCUUAG
Symbiodinium natans is the source of this 1557-nucleotide messenger RNA. Lineage: Eukaryota; Dinophyceae; Suessiales; Symbiodiniaceae. The record is from the annotation of a GenBank genome assembly.